Fulvia fulva is the source of this 1134-nucleotide messenger RNA. RefSeq lists its product as uncharacterized. The coding region runs from base 1 to 1134 and encodes 377 amino acids. The transcript is spliced from 3 exons. NCBI's taxonomy places the organism in Eukaryota, Fungi, Ascomycota, Dothideomycetes, Mycosphaerellales, Mycosphaerellaceae. The record is from RefSeq and is a predicted model, not a curated record. Gene Ontology annotation, cellular component: mitochondrion.
AUGUACUCGCGACGCGUGAUACCCCGCCUUACCACCGCCAUCAACACCACCACCCCGUCGACGUCCGCCUCCCUCGCCCGCCCUUUCGCCAGCUCAGCAGCUCAAUGGGACAAGGACAAGAGCAAGCACAAAGCUCCCGCCAUCUCCGACAUCGAGCCUGAUCAGGGCCACAUCUUCGACCAGAAACAGAAAGCGUUCCGCGACAACCUAGCCGAAGCCAACCGGAAGCGCAAAGAGCAAGAGCGUGCGUCUGAGUCCAUUGCCAGUGCUAAGUCUUCUCCUAACACAUUUGCUUCUACUCAUCAAGUGCUCGGCGAGGCCGUAGGCUCACUGCAACCCUCUACAGGCGAAGCUGCUCGCGAACAAGAUGCCGAUGGCGUCAAGAAGAAGACCGGCCGAUUGUCGAGUCUCAUCUACGGCACCGAGGAGGGUCGAGAGAUGGAUCGCGAGAUUGAGAGGUCCUUCUCUCAGGUCUUGGCGAGAGGCAAGUAUGUCCACAGCAUUGUCUUCCACGAGGUGAAGCCGGACAAGGUCGAUGAGUAUGUCGAGCUGGUGGGCCAGUGGUACCCGAAGAUGGCGAGUAUGCCGGAGAACAAGGUACACUUGGUCGGUAGCUGGCGGACAGAGGUCGGCGAGUGCGAUACAUUUGUCCACAUCUGGGAAUACCAACGGUACUCCGGCUACCACGCCUCGCUCCACGCCAUCCAGAACCACAAGGACUUCCCUGCCUUCGACGCGAAGCUCAAGACUUUGAUCACGUCUAAGAAGACUUCAUUGAUGCAAGAGUUCCGUUUCUGGCCAACAUCACCACCACGCCAGCUAGGUGGUGUCUUCGAACUGAGAUCGUACACCCUGCACCCAGGCAACUUGCUCGAAUGGGAGACGCAUUGGCAAAAGGGUCUGGCAGCGAGGCGAGAGGUUAUGGAGGGCGUAGGAGCUUGGUUCGUGCAAAUCGGCGCACUCAACGAAGUCCACCACCUCUGGCAAUUCGCUGACCUCGAAGAGCGCCGCGCUCGUCGCGAGCAGAGCUGGAGCAUCCCAGGCUGGGGCGAGACGGUCCACAAGACGGUCCCUCUCAUUCAGACCAUGAAGAGCCGCAUCAUGGUGCCAAUGCCAUGGAGUCCAAUGGGCUAA